AUGGAUAGGAAUCAAGAUGCACAAGUGGGAGCUGCUGUGGGGAACUCUGGAAAUCUUGAAGUGGAUAAAAACUUUGAAGAUGUUAUUGAUAGGGAUAUAGACAAUAACAGAAGAGGAUUCAAUAUUAAUGGAGAUGCGGGAAGGCAAGAUGAGUUGGGAUGGGGGAGGCAACUCCAUGAGGUUGAUCGUUCUGAUGAAAUAUUGCCAAAUGUCAUAAACACGAAUCAAAAGUUGAACGAAAAUCAAGAUGAUCUAGGGAGCUCCGGGAAUCUUGAGGUGGAUAAAAACUCUGGUUUAUGUGAUUCAGGUUCAGAAGUUGCAGUACAACCACAAAUUUCUGAAUGUGCUGGUCUGAAGUUUAACAACUUUGAUAAGCGGAGGGAAGAGGUAGAAUUUGGACCUUGGCAGGCUUGGGCUCUCUAUGAUACAGCAGAUGGGAUGCCUAGACAGAUCACAUAUCUAGAGCCAGAUCCAGAUGAUGAGAAAGAGAUACAAUGGUUUAAAGAAGAGUCGCCUGUUUCUGCUGGUAAGUUCAGGCUUGGGAAAAAUCAGAACACGAAAGAUCGUUCUAUGUUCUCACAUGUUAUUUGGUGCAAUGAAGGAAGCAAGAAAGGCCAUUUCACUGUUUCACCAAAAAAAGGGCAGACUUGGGCUCUAUUCAAGAAAUGGGAUAUCAACUGGUCUUCAGAACCAGAUUCUCACCGCAAAUUUGAGUAUGAGUUUGUUGAGAUUUUGUCAGAUUACGAUGAUAGAGUUGGUGUAUCUGUUGCAUUCUUGUACAAAGCAAAAGGCUUUGCAAGUGUGUUCUUUCGAAUGGGAACUGGGAAUGCAGACGUAUUUCACAUUCUGCCUCAAAGUUUAUAUCGGUUUUCCCAUAGGUUCCAUUCCUUCAAAAUGAAAAGAGUUGACAUAAAAGGUGUGCCAAAAGAUGCUUACGAGUUGGACCAAGCUGCAUUACCUGAAACAAUCGAAGAGAAAGUCGUCCCUUCUCAUCUAUACGCAGAGCCUAAACCAGAAGCUCUCGCCUUUCCUAAUAAGGGAAAGGUUUUUCAAACUGGCCAGAUCUGGUCAUAUUACAGUGGAUUCAGAAAGAUCACUCUAAUUCAAGCAUUUGAGCAGGAAGCAGUAAUUAAACUGCAUGUAGGUCGGUUAAAGGCUACGUUUUUCCCUGAGAAUGGCAUCCAAUGGGAGGACAAAAGAAUGCAUGUUGAUUGUGGAAAUUUCUUGGUGAGGAAAAGUUCUGAAGUACUCACCGCAGAUGAUGUUUCACAUCAGAUAGUGCGUCAAAGAUCCAUGGAUGGAGAUGAAUAUACCGUUCUGCCUAAGAUUGGGCAAGUUUGGGCGAUUUACAGAAUCUGGACUAGUAACAAGGAGUAUGUGGGUUGCUGCGAUUAUGACAUUGUCGAAGUUCUUGAUGACAGCUUGGAAUAUAAGGUUUUAGCGUUGGAGCCCGCAUUGUUUUACAAUGAAGAUGAAGAGAAAAAGACAUUCUUUAGAGGAGCUGAGAGUAGGCAUCGUGAUUGUGACAAUGAGGAUGGAUCAGAAGUGAUAUCUACAAUCCCAAAGUCAAAAAUGCUGAGAUUCUCACAUCAGAUUCUUGCUUCCCUAGUAACCAGGGAGAUAAAUGGAGAUACGAAAGAGCUUUUUGAAGUUGAUUCUAGAGCAUUACCUACAAAUGUGAGGUCUCGAAACCAUUGA
Messenger RNA from Arabis nemorensis, 1698 nucleotides. The record is from the annotation of a GenBank genome assembly. Lineage: Eukaryota; Viridiplantae; Streptophyta; Magnoliopsida; Brassicales; Brassicaceae.